GAGCCGGCAGGGUCCGACCGUACCAUUAAGCGUGGGGGGGCGUGAGGGAGUUGGAGAAGUGUAGGGCCCCAUAGGGCACCAGGCUCGGAGCACGGGGAAAUGGCGAACCUAGGGUCCCCGGCGCGCACCUUGCGGGGCCUCCUACGGGAGUUGCGCUACAUGAACGCAGCCACUGGCCGACCGUAUCGCGACACCGCGGCCUAUCGGUACCUCGUGAAGGCUUUCCGUGCACAUCGGGUCACCAGUGAGAAGCUGUGCAGAGCCCAGCAUGAGCUUCAUUUCCAAGCUGCCACCUAUCUCUGCCUCCUCCGCAGCGUCCGUGAACAUGUGGCUCUUCAUCAGGAAUUUCACAGCACGGGUGAGCGCUCAGUAGAGGAGUCAGCUGGCUUGGUGGGUCUCAAGUUGCCACAUCAGCCCGGAGGAAAGGGCUGGGAACCAUGAAAAUGGAGAGGUUUCUUGGAUGCCGCCUUCAUUCACAAAUUUCUAUCAAUAUGUGUUUAUCAUUAAACAUUUUUUUUAAGUUUA
Molecule: messenger RNA, 525 nt
Organism: Pteropus alecto (black flying fox)
Lineage: Eukaryota; Metazoa; Chordata; Mammalia; Chiroptera; Pteropodidae
Gene: FMC1
Product: formation of mitochondrial complex V assembly factor 1 homolog
Exons: 2
Coding region: 100-441 (113 amino acids)
Cellular component (GO): mitochondrion
Source: RefSeq, a predicted model, not a curated record